CGUUAUUUCAAAGAAGAAAAAAACUUUAAGCAUAACAAAGUCAAUUUAAUUAAGAUUUACGUAUCAUAUCGUUUAAAAGUUGACAUAAAUUGAAGCAUUAAUUAUCACUUUACUGUAAUAUAACUAAACAAACAGCAAAAAUGGCAAAAGGCAGACCAAAAAGCAACAAGGAAACUAUAGUUGCUGAAAAGAAGGACGUAGCUGUUGAUUCUGAUGCACCACCAGCCAAGAAAGCACGUCAAUCGAGAAUUAUUUCAUUGCCAAUUCCAGAAUUGCCAAAAAAGAGCGGCAAUAUAUUAAGUUGUGGUCAAAAUGAUGUUGGACAACUUGGAUUCAAUCCUGAUGAUGUUCCCGAAAAAGCUCGUCCUGCUCUCGUUACUGACAUUAAGGAUAUUGUUGAUUUACAAGCCGGCGGUAUGCAUAGUUUAUGUCUUACAAAAAGUGGCGAAAUUUGGUCAUUUGGAUGUAAUGAUGAAGGUGCAUUAGGUCGUGAUACAUCCGAGGAAGGGUCUGAAAUGAAACCAGCUAAAAUUGACUUACCAAAGAAGGCUGUACGCAUCUCUUGCGGAGAUUCACAUUCAGCUUGUCUUUUGGAUGAUGGAAAAGUAUUUGCCUGGGGAUCUUUUAGAGAUGCUCACGGUUCAAUGGGUUUAACGAUCGAAGGAAAGAAGCAGUUACCAAUUCAAGUAUUGUCAGAUAUUAAGGCUGUUAAUAUUGCAUCCGGAAGUGAUCAUUUUGUUGUUCUAGCUACAAAUGGGCAUGUUUAUACAAUUGGAUGCGGUGAACAAGGACAAUUAGGACGAGCAUCAAUGAGAACAUUAACAGGCGAAUCACGACGUGGAACUAAAACUUUAUUAACACCUGGAAUUAUUACAAAGAAAGCCAAGAAUUUUGUUGCAAAUGGAAUUUGGGCUACGCCAUAUUGUACAUUCUUACGUGACGCAUCCACAAAUGAUGUUUAUGGAUUCGGUCUCAACAAUUACAAUCAGAUUUGUGUAAAGAAAGGAAAGAAUGAAUUUGAGCAUUAUCCAGUCCUAACAACGAUCCAAAAUGUAAAACAAAUUGCUGGUGGACAACAUCACACAAUCGUUCUUACAAAUGAUUAUCAAGUCUUUUCUAUCGGGCGUAAGGAAUAUGGUCGAUUAGGAUUAGGUGAAGUAGCUGAUGACGUUACUGAAUUGUCACCAAUUGAGUCAUUAAAUGAUAAGAAAAUCAUUUCAAUUUCCUGCGGAGCUGAAAAUAAUUUCGGACUUUCGAUUGACGGAAAAGUAUACGUUUGGGGAAGUGGCACAAAUUCAGCAUUAGGAACAGGCGAUGAGGAUGAUGUUGUAUCACCAAAACUUCUCGUUAGCGCACAAGUUAAGGAAAAGAAUAUCCUGACAAUGAGCGGUGGAGGACAACAUUCCUUAUUCCUUGUUGAAGUUCCAUCCACAGAGACAGAAGAAAUUGCCAAGAAAGAACCAGUCAAAGCUACAAAGAGUAACAAGAAGGAAACUGCAAAGAAUAAGAAGGAAGAGUCAAAGGAACCACAAGAAGCUCCAAAGGAUACAAAUGGACCGACCGAGAUGGAAGUCGUAGCUGAAACUCCAUCGACUGAUGUUAAUGGAAAUUCAGAAAAGGAUAAAGACGAAAAGACUGAUACAGCCUCAAAUGCUGAUGAGAAGACAGCAAAACGUGGUCGUAAACGUAAAGCUUAGAACUAGAAACAAAAUGAUCAUUCUUUUUACUUAGCUUAAUUCAAGUAUACUUUUUCAAAAAAAACACACGAUUCAUAGUUUUUAGACAUUAACCAUUAAAAGUUAAGGAAACGAAAACGAAAAAAAAACGCA
This is a messenger RNA of Chironomus riparius, 1829 nucleotides long. Lineage: Eukaryota; Metazoa; Arthropoda; Insecta; Diptera; Chironomidae. The record is from the annotation of a GenBank genome assembly.